Cinara cedri is the source of this 11060-nucleotide messenger RNA. The record is from the annotation of a GenBank genome assembly. Lineage: Eukaryota; Metazoa; Arthropoda; Insecta; Hemiptera; Aphididae.
ACGGCUAUUUCUUUACGACUACAACCAACAUCCACGUUUAAUAUAAUCAAAUACAAUAUAUAAUUUGUAAACAAACAAAUAAAUUGAUCGCAUUGAUCAUACGUAUUAAAUAUUGUAGAUAUCAUAGACAAUAAAGUAAUCACUAGACAAGUAUGAAUCUGUAUUUAGUAGAAUUGUGAAAAAAUAAAAUUAUUGAUAUGAUAACACGCGCAAACGCUACACUAGUUGUACACUACCCAUUUAUGUGAGCGCGGAUCAAUGACGUAAGCACGUAGCGCUAUCGUCUUACCGAGUACCGAACGGCACAGCAAAGCAAUCACACCCUAUAUGAAAAUUUAAAAACACAACAUAAUAUACAAAUCCACCGUGCGCAGUUGUGCACACCGUAAGAUCAAAAUGAAAACUCAAAAUAGCUACCACAAAAUGAUAAUACCAGCAAGUUAUAGGCUGUAGUAGUCGCUCGCGCAUACUGAAAUUAGUAAUAUUUCGGAUUGUCACUGCCGUCCACACUGACGCGUUGGUCCGCCCCGCGCCCGUCCGGCCAUUUUGAUUAUUGUUUUCGCCCGUAAAUCGUGAAUUUGUGAUAUGAUGUGCGUUCUCGGCGUUACACUGCUAGCUGUUGGUUGCCGCUAAGUUGUACGGUGUUUUUCUGGUCGAAAUACAGGUACAACCCACCGUUUCCGUGCCAUCGUCGUCUAUUUUUUACACCGACCGUCCGCAACAACGGCUUCCAGUCACCAGCACAGACGUGUGGUCACUUGGAAUUUUUGAUUCAUGUCAGUUCGCUACUCGUCACUCGUCGUCCGCCGCUCGACAGACUCCAUAAACGACUCGUACGCCGCAUUCCCGUCGUACACGGUCACGAAUUACCCAUAGUCCCAGGUAAGCGGCGUCGUACUCUGCACGCGGACGUAUUACCGAACCGUACUAACGCUGUGCAAGGCACGCAAAACUAACUCCACUACCUAUCGUGUAAUUAUUACAUUUUAUACUAUACUAUAAAUAUAUAUUAUAUAUAAUUACAAUAUGCAUUUUAUCUUCUUUCUCUUUCAUUAGUUUUCAGCGAAAAAAAAAAUAAAUUUAAUUAAAACCGUGAGUUAUGUAUUCUGAUAUGUCGAUAUCUGAAUUUUUUUUUUUUUUAAACUAGUUCGUGUCGUGAAAAUAAGUCUUUUCGAUCGCGUGUCACUUUCUUCCGUAAACUUUGUUUUAAGUAUUAAAGUCAUGUAUUUAUCGAGAAAAAGUGUGUUCCCGUUAAAUAUUUCGGCACCUCGAUAUGCUCGCUGCGAUGGAAGGUAAGAUCUACCAGAAAACAGCGAUCUUUGGGCUGGGUCUAAAACAGGAUUAUAUAUGGUCGUUCUUCUGAAAUAAAAUUAACAUACCUAUAAUAUUUUUAUUUAUUCAAUUUUUUUUUUUUUUAAUGUUGGGUCUAAUAAAUCAGUUAUAUUUUAAGUUCAGGAAAAUAUUUCUAGACAAAUUUAACCUAUUUGUGCUUCUUAUCCUUGAUCAUAGGUUUUGAAUUGUUUAAAAAAUAUAUUUUCUUAGGAGUUGUACCUGUAACAUCUACAAAUGGAAUCAGAAAAUUCUUCAAAUUCCGAUGACUCUCAAUCAAAUAAUUCAAGUCGAUCUGCAUCACCUGAGCCAUCACCUGACAAUGUUAACAGAGACCAAUCUGGUAGCGGUUCACCUUCAGCUUCCAGUCAUAACUCUGCACCUCAAAGUCCUGAUAACAAUACAUCUGGAUCUCAGAGUUUGGAUGGUAAUGGUUUGCCAAGUCCAGAAUGUGAUGAUCAGUCUGCUGAUAGUUCAUCAACUAAAUCUAAAAGUCUUAUUGAUGAAUCAUGUAGUCCUGAACAUCAAAACGAUGAACAACAAAGUCCAAGCUCGUCUUCCAGCUCAUCGAGUCGUGCUUCAUCAGAGGCUGGGUCUCCAGAUAGAAAUAGUAAUUCUCGGGCAUCAUCUAAAGCAUCAUCAAGGAGUAAUUUAUCCGAAAAAGAACCAAAAGAACCUUUUAAUAAUUACUUAUCAGAUGUAUCUGAUGAAGACUCAAUGGACAAUAUAAACGACGAGAUAAUUGACGAUAAUACCUCCCAAGUACGAAUAUCAUUGAAAUAGUUGAUUAAUUAACUAUAUGAAAACUACAAAGAUACUAGUACUAAUAAUAUAGAUUUUGCACACAGUUGUCUUUGUAGUAAGAUACUUUAAGUAAAAUAUAAACAUUUUGAAAAAACUUUUUUUCUGUUUUCAGAAAAGUGUGAAGGAAUGGAAAAGUGACAAUGAUACUAAUUCUCUUUCUAAAGAUAAUGUUUUGCCAGUUAACGGUCAUAAUAAUAUUGAUGCUAAAUCGGAGCCUAAUAUUGUUAAUGAUCCAGUUGAAGAACCAUUAGAUUUUGAAGCUGAAGACGGAGAAGAUGGGGAAUGUGAUGAACCGAAACCAGUUAAAGAAGAUGCUGAGAUUGAGGAAGAAAAGGAACCUGAAGAACUUGAGGAAGGUGAGGUUUCUGAUGAAGGUGAACAUCGACCCGAAGAAACAGAACCUAGGCCAGUAUGUCGAUUUUACUCAAGAGGACAAUGUACAUGGGGUGCAAACUGCCGGUGAGUAAUUUGCUGGUAAAAAUGUAUAAAGACCUAAAUGAAUCUAUCAAGAAUGGUCUAUCUAGAUUUUUGCAUCCGGGUGUCACGGACAAAGGCAAUUACUCAAUGUUUGAGUUGGUACGCCCAGGUCCGAUACCUCCACCUCUUGGCUUACCGUUUUAUCCUCCUGAUCAUUAUCGACAGCAUGAAAGACCAUUGGUAAAUGUUUAUAAUAAUUCUAACUACUUUUAAUUUAAAACAGUUACAUGAGUAUAAAUCGCUUGUCAAUUAGAUACCUGGUGUUCCAAUACCAGCUGUAAAAAAAGAUGAAGUUCCUCCUGUAGAAUCUGCAUGGGAAAGAGGAUUACGUCAAGCUAAAGAGGUAAAAAAAAAAAAACACUAUUUUUAUUACUAAAAUGUAAAACAAAUAAUUAGGUAUAUUGAAAUAAAAAAAAAAUUGAUUUUAAUGUAAUCAAUGUUUUUUCUUUUGUUAUUAUUAUUAUACAAUGAUUAGAUACUUAAAAAAUCCAAUAAGAAAAAGGAAAGUGAUAUUGAUUUUGAAGAGAAAAAAAUGAAUUUAACAUCAAAUCAAGAAGAAGUUGAAAAAGAAAAUGAUUAUUAUUCACAACGCCCAACUAGUCCAACUGCUUCACCUGCUAUAAGUCCUCCUAUUGAAAGAUUGUUAGUAUAAGAAAAAACUAUUUUUUGUUUUUUAUUUUUUUUUAAUCGUAUUCUUUAUUCAAUUUUAAUUUUUAGUAAACCAGAGUUAGAAACUCGACAUCAUAGAGCUCCACAUCCAGACCCAUAUGUAGAUGAUUUUAUACCACCUCCAGUAGAUUUUUAUCCUCAUAGGCCAGACUUUUGGCCUCCUCAUCAUGGUCGUCCUUUACCACAUUUUCCUCCUGGUCAUCCUAUGGAUUUUCAUGCCGCUCCUCGAAGAAAUCCAUAUUAUCCAUAUCCACCACCAGAUCCAUAUUAUCAUCCCGGUUUGAAACCACAUCAUCGUGGUUUACCUCCCAAAUACCCACCUAAUAGAGAAGUAAUAAUGCAACGUUCUGAUAAAUCAUACAGGUAUGAUUUUAAAUUUGGCUACAUGUUAUAAAAUUCUAAAACAUUAAAAUAUUUUUAAUUGCAGCCCUCAGCCUUCUGGACAUCGCAAUAGAAGAGAUAGAUCAUCUAGUCGACCACGUAGAGGAGACGAUUGGGCUGAUCCAUGGAUGAGAUCAAAAUCACCUGGAAGUCGAUCUAAACUUAGAGGAAGAAAAAAGUCUUAUUCUUCUCAUUCUUCAUUUUCAUCAUCGAGGUAUUAAAAUAUUUAAACCAAUAAGACUUCACACUUUUAUUUUUUAAGUUAAGUACUUUUUCUUAUUAAAAAUUAUAUUAGUUAUGCGUGAUUAAAAUAUGAAUUAAUAUUUAUUUACAUGAAAUAGUUUAAAAAGUAUAAAAAUCAAUAUUUGAAAUAUGUUGUGAGUGUCAAAAAAAAUAUUGCAUGUAUCAAAUUUUAAAGUACUUCCUUAAUUUAAGUAUGCAGAUUGAAAUACCCAAUUUGGGUUUGCGUCUUGUUAUUUGAGGAGGAAUGUUGCAGAUAUUAUGUUUAUUUAUGACCUAUUAAUUGGUCUUAUUUUCGAUAGAAUUAUUAUCUCUGAUUAGUAUUAAUAUAAAAACUCGUCGAUUAAGAAAUUACAAUAUAUUUCAUUUUCCUUUUUAUAGAAAUGAUUAUAUUUCCACUUCAUUUUUCCCCAGAGUUCUGUCUGGUGAACACUAACGAACCAUGUUGAUUUUUUUUUCUGUCUCGUAAUGUUUUCAGACAGAAUGUUUAUAUUGCCUUAAAUUUGUUUAUUUAAAUUAAUGUUUUUUGAAUUAUCGAAAUAUCUUUGCUGCUUCUGUUAUUUAUUGUUAAUUUAAUACUUAUACUUUUAUUAUAAGGUUUUUUUUUUUGUAUCCAUACUCGUGUGUGUAUAUAUAUAUAUUUAAGCAUCAAAUUUCCACUAUUAAGUUAAGCAGAAAUUGUGCGUAUUAAUUGUCUUUUGCUUAAGGGUUAAAAAUCGUUUAAUAUACAUAAAAUAAAAAAAAAAAAUUGUGCAAUUUGUAGGUCUAGUACUAGUUCAAGUGCAUCAAGUUACAGCUCGCGUAGUCGAUCAAGAGGGAGAUCUAAUUCCAUGGCAAAAAAUAGGAAGAAACCGCCUCCACAAUCAUUUAAACCUUCUCCUGGACGUAAACCAAUUAGAAAACCAGGUGAUUACUUAUUUGAUUAAUUGUGAGUUAGUUAAAAUAUAAUCAUUAUAUUUUAAUUAAUUGUGUGUUAAUUAAAAUAUAAUUAUUAUAUUUUAAUUAAUUGUGUGUUAAUUAAAAUAUAAUAAUUAUAUUUUAAUUCUAAAUUCAAGGUUUUUUUUGAAAAUAUAUCCUUAAUACUCGGUAUGGAUUGUAUUGGGUGAUCCCCCUGUAUGAAACUUUUAUUUAUUUUCCUAUGCAGAGGCGAAAGGUAAUGGAAGGUAUUGGAAGAGCUAAGAAAAUAAUGACUAGUUAUCAACGCCCACUAUAGAGAACGAAUAUGUUUUGUCUUCAAUAUCAGCGCUAAAAGUGUUAAUAAUGUUAUUUCAGUUAAAUUAAUAAAAAUAUUGUACAAUUGUCAUGAAAAAAUUUAACAUUCUGUGGUUAUAACAGAAUAAAUGUUCAUCUCCAAAGCCAUGAAUCUCAGAAGUGAACUGUAUAAUAUGUCUUAUGUAUCUGUGUUUAGAGGUAAACUGUUUAUGAAGUUGGAAGGGUAUAUAUAUACUUUCAAUUUAAAAUAUUACAAAAUAUUUUUAUUUUAUGAAGAAUAACACAAUUAGUAUUUAUUCUUCAUACAAAUAAUGUGCUUGUUUUCUAUUUAAAAAGUUGACUGCUGUUAGUACUUUAUUUGGUACUCACUUAGUUUAUAUCCUAGUAAUUCAUAUUGUAAAUUCUGAACAGAGUAAGGAAUAUAUUGGUUUUACAGGUUUUUUUUCUUCUGUGAAUAUUUACUAGAAAUAUUGCUCAAAUUUUUAAGUGUAGCAGAUUUUCUGAAAGAAAAUUAUAUUGGGGUGGUACUUUGGGUAUUUAGAUAAUUAUUUGAUUUUCCCAAGAGUUCGUAAUAAAUGGGAAGGAAUUAUACAUGGAAAGCUUUGUUGGCAUUUCAGAGUAUUCAUCUUUAAUGUUCUUCCAAAAUCUUAAAAAUUGACACUGAAUAACAUUUUAUUUGUAACCAACAAUCAGAUUAAAUGUCUAUUUAUAAUUGUUCUUCCUCUGUGAUUAUGAAAUUUUAUAAUGGUUUUUCAUUAAAUAGGACAAUAGCAAAAUAAACCAUUUCAAUGUUAUUAAAUUUGACUAUGUUACGUGGUUCUUUAAAAACAAAAGCAUUUUCUAAUGUGCGUAAUUAAAUUACUCUAUUUAAUUGUCAACAUUUUUUUGAGGCAAAUUGAUUUUGGUUAAGGAAAAGGGAAUAAAUAUGGAUUUUAAUAGUUUAUUGGUGAAUUAUUUUAUGAAUACUAAUCCUGAAUAUUUGACAUUCAUAUAUUUGCUUUAGUCUCUAUUUCAUUCUAAUUGUCACCUUCAAAAACUGCGUUGUCAAGAAAAGCUAUAAUAUUUCCAAUUAAGUCUAGUUCAAUUAAAUCAUUUGCAUAAAUUGAAAAUAGUAUAGGACCUAAAACGGUUCCAUUCGGGAUACCAUAUUUUAAAAUAUUAGGGUCACCAUUUCAUUAAUUUUAAGUGUUUGAGAUAUAUUAUAUAGAUACAAUUUUAAACAGUUCAAAAAAAUGUUUUCCCUACAACUUUUUCUAGUUUAUAAUAAUAUAUCAUGAGACACUGAAUCAAAAGCUAUUAUGUAAGUCUAAAAUAUACUUCCUUUUAGUAAAUUAUAAGCUAGAUAUGCUAAGCACACUAUUGAAUCUUCACUACUAGUAUGUUUAUGAAAUCGGUAUUGUAUUUUGUUUAUGAAUUAUUUUUUUUGUCUACUAAAUUUUUUGUAAUUGGAUUUUUGCUUAUUUUACUAGUAGUUUUGAUAUUGCUGAAAUUAAUGAUAUUGUUAUGUAAUUUGUAAGUUCUUCGGGGUUACAAUUGUUUGUUUAUAUAUAUCAAGGAAAGUACUCUUUUGAAAUUUUAAGUUUGUUAAAUAAGUAACAGGUUUAACUAUGUAUAUAUUCUGCUAUUUGUAUUAAUAGAUCAGAUGAAAUUAAAAGUAUUUGUAAACAAUUUCCCGUCAGUAUUUAUAUCAAUUCGUUUAAUAUUAGAAAUGAUUUUGGAAGGCUGUAAAUUAUUUUUUUGAUCUUAGUUAACUAUUUCUCUAAUUGUGUUCCAAACUUAUUUGAUAUAUCCAGUGUUUUUUUAAAUUUUAUAAUUGUGUAAUUUAAUGUCAUUUUUCCUCUUUAAUACCAUUUUAUCUAACUCUCUAGUUCUAAUUGAUUUUACUAAGCCUAUAGUUAACCAUGGUUUAAUUCUUCUUCUAUUUAAUGUAAUGUAAUUAUCCCUCAUUCUUAGAUAAUCAAACAGGUAUUUAUUCAAUAUUUUAUUUAAAUUAUUUGCACGUUUAUUAACAUCAGAUCCAUUUAAAACUGUAAACAAAUUUUGUUCUGAUAAAAAUAAGAUUAAUAAUUUUUUGGUUUUUCAUUAUUAUAAUUUUUACAGUUUUCUUCUAUGCUUUUUUAUUUGUCGAUUAAUAUUAUUCUAUAAUGAUCUCUAGUAUUUAACUUCUAUUAAUAGCUUUUCUCUUUUUUGUAAAAGUAUUUUGUUUUGUUCUCUUAGUUGUUUCAUAUCAUUCAAAGUUUUAUUAACUGUAGUAUUAAAUGUAUCAAAUUUGUCACUCAUAUAUUGGACAGAGGAUGCUAAACUUUCUAUUGUAGCUUUUUCUUUGUUUGGGACAUACUUUUCUUUAUUGUUGCUCCAUUUUAGUUUGCAUUCAUUACAUGUCCAUUUGUUUUUGGUAUUUUUUGUCAUUUUGGCAAAUGUACUUUUAUUUAAACCUUGACAAUAAUAAUGAUAGCCAAUUUUGUAAUCAGAGCACAUUAUUUUAUCUUCUUUUAUGAUUUUUUAUAAAUGUUUUAUACAAUCUAUAAUCUAAAUUCAUAACCUAUUUUAAUUACAUUGGGUUCGGCUGCAAUGUGGUUUAAGAAUAACUUAACGACACAAUAAAUAAUGCAGAACUUGGAGAACACAAUAACGCACUACUGCAAUACAAUUUUAGAUCAAGAAAAGGGACUUCAAACCCUUAUACCAUUUUUGUGGAUUUUAAAUACAAUAAGUUUCAAAACUAGUUUAACCUAGUCAAAACCCUAUUAAUCAUUAAAUUUCAUUUCUAAAUAAAUAUUUUGAUAAUAUGCAUUUUUUGAAUCUACUAGAAUGUCUCUUAAUUUUGUUUUUUUUUGUGGUUUUUCAUACCAACUAUCACGCAACAAUGUUAUUUUCAAUUUAUUGCAGGUAUUACCAUGAUACUAUCACAUAUAAUUCUUAAUUCGUAGACAAAAUUAAUUAAUUUAAUUUCUUACCCCCUCUCUAUUUUGUUACUUAAUAUAAGAAAAGUACUGUGUGUUAAAUUUGGAUGCAAUAACUUGUCACAAUAAAAUUGAAUGGUUAACAAAGGAAUAGUUUUCUUACGUUUUUUCAAUUUAUUUCAAAAUGUUUUGAAUAUUAAUUAAUUACUAAACAUAUUAAUGUCUAUUAAGAAAAAAAAAUAUUCUUACAUAGUUUUUUUUGUACAUCCAUGACAUUUCAAGAAAAUUAUUUAAUUAUUCUAGCAUAAUUAAUUAAUUAUUUUAUCAAUAUAUUUACCAAGUUUAAUAUACAAUAAAAUAUUGAAUGUAUUGAUUAAUUGUUACAGCUAGAUGUAUGUAAUUUUGAGAUGAUAACAAAUUUUAUAAAUAAUAUUGGGUAUAGUUUAUUUUUGAAUACCAGGAACUCUUUUUCUGUGAUCUUUAUUAACUUUAAAAUGUAUUGUUUUUGCUCUUUAAUUUCCGUCAGUAUAUUAUUAUAAUUUUGUUAGCAUCUUUCAGCAGUCAUGGAUUACUCUCAUAUUACGAACAUUUGCUUCCAAUUGAAAAUCUUCUCAUCCCAAUUUAACACAUUACUUUCUUAUAUCAAGUUUCAAAAUAGAAGGGUAAGAAACAAAAGUUAAAAAAUAUGGGUCACCCAAAUAUAUGUAUGUAUAAAUAAAAUAUUUAUUGUUAGUCAACUGUAAUAAUAAUUAAAAUUUUGAAAUUAAAGAGAGGAAUAUGUAUUAUUUUUUUUUAGAGCGAAAUCCUUCUCCAGAUGGAUUUGAAAAGAAAAAUAUGAGUCGAUCAAUGAAUCCUCCAGUGCCAACUAAUCGUUGGUCUGUUUCUCCUACUAAUUCUGCACCUUCUAUGCCUCCUUUACAAAGGUAAAGAAUUAGAUUUGAACCCAUGAAAAGCUUUAAUUAAUUUGUUUUUACAUUUUGUAAACUUUAGAGCAAGACAAAUGCCAAUGCCACCUAGGUUUGCUGUAAAUAAAUUAAGUGGAGUAAAGUCUCCAGCUAGUACUCACACCUCUACUUCUUCGUCAAGCAGUGAAUCAGUGUCUGGUUCUGGUUCUUCAGAAUCAUCUGAUUCGAGUGGUUCAGAAUCAUCGUCUGAAGAAGGAGGAAGUCCAAAACUUAAAACACUAGCAAUGUCCCCAGACAAAUUAGUGAAAAAAGGAGCUGUUUCUAAAGUAUGUGUGUUAGCAUUUUUUUUAAAAAAUUUCUAAUAAUAAUUAUGUAUACAUUUAUUUUAUUAAGAUGCAAAAAUCGCAGAAACAAAAUAUGAAAAAUAAAAUUUCUGCGCCACUUGUUCCUGCAGUCAGAAAAGGUUAGACACAAUUUGAGUUUAUUAUUUAUUUAUUUAUAUUAAUAUGUAUUAUUUUUCUAGAAAAAUCCACUAUUCAAGGGAAAAAGAGGCCAUUGGAUUUUGAUAAUGAAGAUAAUAAAAAUUUGUCUCCUCCUAGAGUAUGUAUCAUUAAGCAUAUUAUUUAAAUACAUUAAUUUGAAUAUCAUUGAAUGAAAUCAAAUUAAUUUUAUAAUACUUCUUAGUCAACAGCAAAACUACUUUCAUACUCAGAAAAUGCAACCUUUUAUCAGAAUAAUAUUUUACUAUUUAUUUUUAUGUAAAAUAAACCCAAAUAACUUGUUUCUAAAAACAAUAUUUUAGUUUUAUUUCAAGUGAAAAUUUUGCUUCAAGAAUCAUUUUUUUAUCCCGCUAAGUGAAAUUUAAUUCAAAAGAUUAUUUUGUCUAAUUGAAGUAUUAUCUAUGGGUAGUAUCUUUUUUUCUAUCCAUAAAAAAACCUUAUUUAUUUUUGAAUGAAUACUGAAACAUGUGAUACGUUCAGAUUAUUUAAUAAUUUUAAUUUUAGGUUAGUAAUUCAUCUUUUUUUGUUUAUUUGUUCAACAAACUAUAUUUUAUUGACAGAAGAAAGGAGUAGCAGCGGCCGUAGCAGCUGCUGCUGCAGCCGCCGCAGCAGCAGCACCACCAUCAAGGCGAGAAGAAUUGUUAAAACAACUGAAGGCUGUAGAAGAUGCCAUUGCCCGGAAAAAGUCCAAAGUGGCGUUAUAAAUAAAUUAUAAUUGUUAACUUAAUAACUCAAAAUUAUUUGUAUAUAUUAAAAUUUGAAGUACACUAGUAUUUUUAAACAAGUGGUUUUUAUCUCGUAUACAUGUAAUUUAAAAAUUAUAUUUAUAUUAAAAAUAUUAUAUUGUUUAUGAAACUGUCAUUUUUUAUAUUAAUGAAACAAAAUAUGUCGUAAUUAUUAAAAAUACAAAUUUGACAUAAAAUUCAUAAAAGAGUCUGUUUCAAGCUAAUCCUCCGUUCCAAUUGGCUUAACUAACUGUUAAACUAAAAUAACAUAGGCUGGAAUAUAUACAUGAUAGCAAUAAUUUUUUUUUAAAUUUGUGUUUCUUUUAUAAUUAAAUAGUAUUCACAAUUUUUGAAUGUUCCCAUGUUCAACUAUUCACAUAGUAAAGUUUUAAAAAUGUAAAACAUUAAUAUUAUAUCUAUUUUUUCUGUGUACAACAAUAAUAUGUAACAAAAAAAAAUAUGUAACUCAAAUUUUAAUGUUGAAGAAGUGUUUAAGGAACUUUUUAUUGACAUCAACAGCUGUGUUUGUUCUUUUACAAGUUCAAUGCUAGUCUCUGUCUGUAUAAUCGUUGCCUGCAAAACUGAUAAAAUUCUAUUUCUCUGGUAAAGUUUUUCCUCACUAUGUCCUUAACGGCUUCACUGAUAAUUGGCUUGAAAGCAUUGUGAUUGACCUUAUGUAAGCCCAUAUCUCCUGUUGGAACACAUACAAAUGUUAUGAGACAAGUUUACACAAUGUAACAUUUUUAGGUUAAGUUACCAUAGUAGACAUUGGACGCUCCUUUAAAAAACCUCGGUAUGUAAUGUUCAAAUACUGUCAGGGUGAUGUUAAAAUCUUCCAAUACGCCAACCACUGCAUAAUGUUGUUCCACAGAUCGUUUGGCUCUCUCCAGUGCACCUUCUGAAUUAAAUGGACUG